This is a messenger RNA of Dendroctonus ponderosae (mountain pine beetle), 2522 nucleotides long. Its product is annotated as neo-calmodulin. Gene Ontology annotation, cellular component: myosin II complex. The transcript has 6 exons. Lineage: Eukaryota; Metazoa; Arthropoda; Insecta; Coleoptera; Curculionidae. The record is from RefSeq and is a predicted model, not a curated record. Bases 43 to 903 code for a protein of 286 amino acids. Gene Ontology annotation, molecular function: calcium ion binding.
CAUCAAGCAUGCGAAUUCAGUUCAUUCAAACUGAUUAGAUGCAUGAUUUGUUCACGUUUCGGUUGUUUUUUGCAGGCCAGAAACAAGCCGGCAGAUGGUAAUGCUCAUGUGACGCAACCACGUCCAAGAACACCGACCCAUGGGGCCAAAGGGGGGCCAAAAACCCCUUGUAAGUCUUCACAGAAGCAGCUCAAUGUGCAACAGAAGGGCCAACCCAUCAGACAAGCACCUGCUAAAGUGGAUGCAGGACUAAAGAAAACGAAGAAAACCAAGAAGGGGAAACAUCAUCAACCGGACCUGAUUGUAACCAUCGACUUGGCUCGGUGCCCGUUUUCUUGUUGCCAUAUUCAAUAUCGUGUGAUUAAAAUGACAAAUAAUAGCCAUCGAUAUGACAAAGAAUACUCGAGGCUAAAACGGCUGACCAGUGAACUUGAGAUUCAACAAACUAGCACUGAAUAUGGACUUUCGGAAGAUCAAGUCGCCGAAUUCAAAGAGGCCUUUAUGCUCUUCGACAAAGAUGAAGAUGGAAUGAUCACUAUGGCCGAAUUAGGAGUGGUUAUGCGGUCUCUAGGUCAGAGACCAACAGAGACGGAGCUGAGAGAUAUGGUGAACGAGGUGGACCAGGAUGGAAAUGGCACCAUAGAAUUUAACGAAUUUCUGCAGAUGAUGUCCAAGAAAAUGAAAGACGCUGAUGGUGAGGAGGAACUUAAGGAGGCGUUUAGGGUGUUUGAUAAAAAUAACGACGGCUUGAUAUCGAGUAUAGAGUUGCGCCAUGUUAUGACCAGUUUAGGCGAGCGAUUGUCCGAAGAAGAAGUUGAUGACAUGAUUAAAGAAGCAGACUUAGAUGGAGAUGGCCAAGUGAACUAUGAAGAGUUUGUGGGAAUUCUCACUUCCAAAAACUAGUAACGCAGACUGCUUGAAAAAUGGUCCAAUUUCAACUAGAUUUUUGACUGCUACUGACUUAAUGCACGGCUCUACCAGAAGGAUUACUAUACACAUUUAUAUCCAUACGAAUUCUAGCUUUAACUUUAACUUGAUUUGGUGUUUGGUUGCAGGAUUAUUUGCCACCCGUUUGCUUUUUCCUCCUAUCACUCUGUAAAGUUGUUAAGUCUUCCUACUAAAUUCUAGUCUUUAUUAUACAUUUUUAUAAUCAUAAGGUAAGGUAAGUGUACAACCAUCCUUGUUGUACAACUUUAUUGCAAUUAUGCAGCUAAUUAUUGGAUUUUUAUUUUCGUCGUUUCCAAAUCGUUUUAUGUAUAUUUAUUUGAAGCUGGCGCAAACCUGACGAGUUUGGCUCCAUUUUCCAUUCUGCAUCUAAGCGAAAAAAUAAGACAAACAUUUAUACAUUUUUGAUUUAUUAUUUUUAAAUUGUUAUUCAGAUCUGAAAAUGAUGGGGCAUAAUUUCACUUUGCUAUUGAACAAUAAUCAAGGUAAAAGAUAUCAAAAUUAUAAUUACAAUACGAUUUGAAAUUUUGUUUUGCAAAAAUUUGCAGGUUUCAAAAUUGCGCUUCCCCCAUCAUACAAAUCAAUUGAAAAUUUGAGUUUACCAAAACCACGGCAAAAGUAGAAUAGUUUGAGAAUAAAUGUUCAAUGUAAUCUGUAGGAAAUAAUGUAUUUUUAGGACUGAUGUUAAAUGUAACGAUUGCUAUUGAAUUCGCGACAAAGGGUUUUAGUUGUAAAUUUUCUUAUUAAAACGUAUAUGUGAUAGGUUGAUUAAGAUAAUUAUAAUAUAUAAACAUACAUUCACUAAUAGGCUUUAACAAAUUGGAGAAAUAAAAUACUCAUAUUUUUUCAAUCUUGCCAUUUAAAUGCUGAUUUAUCUUAUUGUUCAACUAUUAAAGUAAACCAUUAGACGUGUAAGGAAAUUGUAAUCAUUUUCGUUUCUUAAGCUUGCUAUAUAUAGGCGAAACAGUAAAUUUUCUGAAUUGCUUACAGCUCAAUUUAUUUUUCUUGGUAGAUCUUUUGCUUUUGACCAAGUUUAUAUGACAUGUUGUAUGCUAAUUUCGCUUUUAAAUAUCGGUUUUUAUUCCUGCUUUAGCAGAAGUUCUUGUUUAGUAUACAAAAAAUACAAUAUCUGUAUUUUUACAAUAAUUGCACUUUUUUUCUAGUAUGUUCCAGAUGUGGGAACUUGGGAAUACGAAAAAAGCCUUAAACAAGCAAAUUACUAUAAAAGAGAAUAUGAAAUUGAAAAUUAAAGCAGAUUUUUCAGAUUGAGCGGUGCAAACUUGUAUUCUCAAUGUUUCGAACAUAUCCAGGUUUUGUAAGUGUCAUGUUUUUAUUCCGUACACUAUGAAGCCUAAUAAAGUGAAAAAAUGCUAAAGGAGAGAAAUGUUUGUUGCCUAUUAAAGUAGCAGAAGAGUGUGAACUUGGAAGGAUUGGAAGAAAAUAAACCAACUCUUUGCAUCUUUUAUUGCUAGAAAAUUGUACUGUUGAUUAAGUUUUCUUUCAAUAGAUUCAUAAAUACUUAAUACAGUAAUAGACAAUAAGAGAGUAACAAUUAGACAAAUAGACAAUUGUUCAUA